Messenger RNA from Guillardia theta CCMP2712, 2112 nucleotides. RefSeq lists its product as hypothetical. NCBI's taxonomy places the organism in Eukaryota, Cryptophyceae, Pyrenomonadales, Geminigeraceae. The record is from RefSeq and is a predicted model, not a curated record. The transcript has 12 exons. Bases 1 to 2112 code for a protein of 703 amino acids.
AUGGGCCGAUGUGAAGUGAAGGGACGCGGCUUGUCAUCUGAGUCUGCUGCUUACGACUCCUCCAUCGUUCUGGCUGUUGCAUGUAAGACAGACAGCGACAUUGGUGCAUGGGAUGAUACUUGUUUGCCUGCGAGGGAAGAGACUUCGAUUCUUCCUGCCUGUGCUCCUCCUGCGCUGGCGGCGGCAAAGACGUUGGUCGCUGGUCAGAGUUCAAAUCGCGGCGCCCAAGCACGCCAAGGAAUCCUGCGCCCUUCUACCGGAGUACUCGAGGACGAGAUCUUGCGCACCGGGUCUGUGAUCUUUGGGUUCGGAGCGAACGAUGCUGGUCAGCUUGCGGUCGGAGACAUCAAGGGCAGAUUCUUUCCUGCCAUGGUCCAGGGAGGGGUCUCAGUCGCUACUGAGGAUGAUCCCAAGGUCGUGACCGGAGCUCCGAUCGUCUCGAUAUCGUCAGGAGGGUUCCACACGCUCCUGCUAGAUGCUGAGGGCUCCGUGUUUGCCGUCGGGGAGAACUUUCAUGGGCAGUUGGGAUGCGGCAGGAGGCACCUGGCAAGCGUGAUCCCUCGACACUGCAGUGUGGACAUCAACAACCGCUCCCUGCCUCCGAUGCGAUCGGUCUCAGCCAGCCUGAGGCAUUCGCUGCUGCUCUCAAGGGAUGGAAGGUUGGACUCUUUGCUCCCUCCUCCUUGUGCCUUCCUCCCUCCUCCUUGCACCUUCCUGCUUACUCUCCCUAUCUUCCCCACUUUUCCCUCAUGUGCCCUCUGCGAUAGCUUGACGGUAUGGCAAAGGGUGUUCGCUUGCGGUUGUGGGAAGAAAGGAAAGCUCGGGUUUGACGCACAGUCGGAUGUCAGCAUGCCGCGAGAGAUGAAGACCUUCAAGCUGGCUCUGAGGAGGACGAGGAGGCCGAUGGGGGUCACCAAGGAUGGGUAUCUGAUCGACGAAGAAGAGUUUUCGAGUGACGUUCAGGAGUAUCACUCUCAGUACUGGAAGAAAGACACAAAACUCAAGUUAUGGCAUAAUGCGAGUGGCCUGUUCGACAUGACUAGCAAGAAGAGGAGGAAAUUCUUCGGAGUGGAGGAUGAGCCAGAGAGGACGUUGAAGAAAGUGCGGAGGAAGCUCGAUAGGGGGAAACCUUGGAAAGCGAGCAUUUGGGAAGUUUACAACGUCAUGCUGCUGCUGCAGGAGAAGCAGGCGAAAAAGGCGAUCGAGGAGGACUGGAGAAGAAAAGUUGAGGACGACCUGAAGCCUGUUGAGGGGGAACAGCUGCAGAACCUGACUGCGGCUUUCAACAACAGUGUGAACUUGUUGAACGCUGUGCUGAGCAACGCGACCAUGGAAGACGGCUGCGCGGAGUUAGAGAGGCAGAGAGCCCUGAACUCCCUAACUGAAGAGGAGAUGGAGAUUUGCUCGAGGAUGAACAUCUCAGCGGUGUUGAACAAGUACAAGGGAGCACAACCUGGACCCAACAUGUCUAGGGAUCUGCUUAUGGACCUCUGGCAGGAAUACUACGAGCAGCUGCCGAUCAAGUUGAACGUGACGUGUACUUUCUGUCGCUGCAGGAAAGUAAAUCCUUUCUCUGUCUACCAUGAGGACAUCUUGACCAACAACAUCUUCACCUGCGGUUACUGCGGGAUGCAGGGGAAAGUGUUUGAUAGCGCCAGCCUCUUCCUGCCGCCCAAGCACUCUCUCCCUGAAAACCAUGGCAGCGGCACGCAUUCAGAACAGAGCCGGGCUCUGAUUCACCACGACUUUGUUGCCCCCCCCCAUAGUUCAGACGACAAUUCCGACGAGGAAAGUUCCAUUUGUGAUAGGAUAGCUCUCGCUCCACUCGAUUUUGGGAUAGUCUCCGAAUACAGCGAGGAAUCUUUGGUGGAAGAAUGCGUGAAGGAGGAGGAUAUUGAGCGAUUGAAGGAAGGCAAACAGAAAGAGAUUGUGAUGGGACAAGGAACAAGGGUGGAGAGGGAUGAGGACGGAGAUGAAGAGACCUUUACCCUCAACCCUCCUCCCAAGAUCGUCGCAAUCUCUGCAGGACACUCUCACUCCCUCCUCCUCGACUCCUCCGGCCGAGUCUUCUCCUGCGGCGACGGAUCCUACGGCAAGCUGGGGGUGAGAUAG